Tricharina praecox is the source of this 568-nucleotide messenger RNA. RefSeq names its product mitochondrial 37S ribosomal protein MRP2. The record is from RefSeq and is a predicted model, not a curated record. Gene Ontology annotation, cellular component: ribosome; mitochondrial small ribosomal subunit. The transcript has 2 exons. Gene Ontology annotation, molecular function: structural constituent of ribosome. Lineage: Eukaryota; Fungi; Ascomycota; Pezizomycetes; Pezizales; Pyronemataceae. Gene Ontology annotation, biological process: translation. Bases 117 to 467 code for a protein of 116 amino acids.
UCACGUGCUCUGGUUGACCUUCACCCUAGCGCACCCAUCCUAGCCCAAAAUUUCCCACCAACCUCAACCCAUCAUACACCCCCACCACACCCCCACCAACAACGAACAUCGCCACAAUGUUCCCGACGGCCACGCUCCUCAAAAAGGUCCUCCCAAUCGGCGGCUGGGUCAAUUCACGCGUCCUCAAAGACCACAGCAAGCGCGUCGCCUUCGCAGCAGCGGAGGAACGGCGCCAGGCGCUGCGGUUCAUCACGCGCAACACGCAGCUCUCGCAGAUGCAGCGGCUGAAGGCGCAGCUGGAACUCAACUCGAUGCACGCGCAUACCCGCCCAACGCAGAUCAAGAACCGGUGCAUCAUGGCCGGCAAGGGGAGAGGUGUCUUUCGCGACUUUAGGAUGUGCAGGUUCCAGUUCAGAUUGAAUGCCCUGGCGGGCGAUCUGCCGGGCGUGAAGAAGGCGAGUUGGUAAACGGGGGAGAGGGGGAUUGGGAUGGGUGUAUGAUACGUGCUGCGAUUGGAAUAGAAGGCGAUAUAGUACUGUCGGGCUGGAUUGGAGGUACUAUACCUACU